AUGAGGUUCUCGGAGCAAAACCUUCUCAGCCGGCGAGAUCUCCGGAAUGGAGACACCGAGGACCCCUUCAUUAAGACCUCCUACGUCUACACCGUCAGUUCUUGCAUGCUCCUGGUGGUCGUUUUCUUCGUGGUCCUCCCAGGCGCCCUGGUGCCUUACUUCCGAAAGGGUCUCAACGAAAGCAACGGUACCAUUAAGAGCUACGAAGUCAGGCCUACAUCUGCCAUUUCAGACAACACGCAAGUUCGGUACUUGUCGGACCUUCCGAAACUUGAAGACCAAGGCCGACUACGACAACAAGGAUUGCAGGGACCUCUCAUUCUGUGUCAGUUGAAUGCGGAAAGCUUUUCGCGACCGGAACCCUGGGCUUAUAGGGCGGAACACAUACCAACCGAGCACUGCACCCACGUGGUGUUUUCGAUGCCAGGCCUGAAAGACUGGUUUAAUGACCUUAUUAACUACGACGUGUACCACGUGGCUACACGACCGUUUUUUUGGCGUGCAGUCGAUCUGCUACUGGAGCGCAAGAACGCUCACCUCCUCGUCAGCGUAGGUGCGUUCGGCAACGUGACCAGUCUGAUGGCCGACGUUGCCAGCAGCGGUGACACUAUGGCGCGCUUCUCGCGCAACAUGGUGCGAUGGGUGCUUGGUAACAAGUUGGACGGCGCAUUGCUUGCUGGCGUGUUUCCGGCCCCUUCCAACAUGCGCAACGCCAUGGUAAAGUUGGUGAAGAAGCUCGGAACGUUAUUUCGCGUGCACCACAUCAUCUUGGGUCUUGUGGUUCAACCUCAAGCACAGCUUUUUCACACUCACGGCGCCGGGGUGAAGUUGGCACAUUUCGUGGAUCUUGUCGUUGUCAUGGUCAAUAACGAACCAUCAGUGCGAAGUGCGGCUGAGAGUGCUGUUAACAUCGGCAGUGCGAUUGAGGUCCUCCGUGAGUGUGGCGUACCAUCCUCCAAGUUGGUGCCCACCUUCAGCAUGGAGGUUAUCAUGUACAAGUUCUUUGACACGCCAGACUUCAUCAACACCACAUCUCCUGUGGCCUUACCUUACUACACCGUUUGCGAGCGGAUCCAGCAGGGAGGCUGGGAACUCAUGUUUGACUCCAGUACCCAUUCCAACUUCCUUCACAGAAAGCACGAGUGGAUAAACUUCGACGAUGCCAAGAGUAUUGCUGAGAAGAUGGAAGCUGUUCGCAACGAAUCGGUGGCUGGAAUCAUGCUGUGGGACAUCAGCAUCGACGACUUCAAAGGAGCAUGCGGGCCCGUUCACCCAAUCGUGGCCGCUGUGUACACCAGCCUCAUGACACCCGGGAAGAUGGCUGAACAGCCACCACUCACCGUCGCGCAGGAGGCUGAGAACAGCACUGCUGACCACCCUUGA
Messenger RNA from Rhipicephalus microplus (southern cattle tick), 1383 nucleotides. Its product is annotated as endochitinase. The record is from RefSeq and is a predicted model, not a curated record. NCBI's taxonomy places the organism in Eukaryota, Metazoa, Arthropoda, Arachnida, Ixodida, Ixodidae. Gene Ontology annotation, biological process: chitin catabolic process; carbohydrate metabolic process. Gene Ontology annotation, cellular component: extracellular region. Gene Ontology annotation, molecular function: chitin binding; chitinase activity.